Messenger RNA from Orbicella faveolata, 2282 nucleotides. RefSeq names its product protein downstream neighbor of son homolog. The record is from RefSeq and is a predicted model, not a curated record. Gene Ontology annotation, biological process: nuclear DNA replication. Gene Ontology annotation, cellular component: nucleus. NCBI's taxonomy places the organism in Eukaryota, Metazoa, Cnidaria, Anthozoa, Scleractinia, Merulinidae.
GCGUGUAGGCUUGGGCACUAGUCUAAGUGACGUCAUGUGUUCGUUUGGCGCGGAAUUUGUAAAACUUAUUAUUAGAGUUUUUCGUUUUUGGGAAGAACUAUAUCACUAGAAAAUAUGUCACAAUAUUCUCCAGCUGGACCCAUCCGGCUUGCAAAACCUUCAAGUGUUAUAAAGUUGAAGAUUAAGAAGAAGAAGAAGAAGUCCACGCAAAACCCAGCGAUUAGGAGUUCAAAUGCUCUGAAACCGAUCAACGGCUCUGUUCAAGAUGGCCGCACUCAGUCAUUGAAGCGAGCGAAUCCUUUCAGGUGUUCCCCAAGAAAAAAGCCAAAUCUCACUUCUGAUGCGAAAACAUCGGAGUGCAGGCUCUUUAAUGUCCUCGACGGUUUGGACGAGAAUCUCGAAAAUAUCUCAGGAAACACGCAUCAAUCAGCGAAGAUUGUACAGGAAAAUACAUGCGAAAAAAUAUUCGAUACGGGCAACGCUAUUGCAGAACAAACCGAAGAAGAAACCCCGACAGAGGAGGUUGAAGGUUCAGAAAGCUUUCCUUUAGAUUGGAGUUUAAAGUCUAAAGUACGAUUCACUUCUUCCAAGUCGUUUAAUUGGUGUGGAACGCUUAAAACACGGGAUGAGGGUCAAGGCUUGUUGAACUUCGUUCGCUGCCAAACAAAGGAAUGCGAUUCGGCGGAUGAAUCACUUGAAAAUUCAAUCAACGGUUAUCCUUCGUCAUUUUGUUCUUUCACUAAAGUAUGGGCGCAUCCUUCUCUACCUUGGCUCGAACUUUUCCCACGAAAAUCCGCUGAUGGAAAAAGUGGUUCGAAAAGAGACCUUCAAAUUACGAAUGAAAUCGCUUCUUCCCUUCACAGCGACUGGGUGUCCAGUUUUCGCUCUGUUUUCAACCUGGUGCGAGUUGGUUUCUGUCCGUAUUUUUAUCUGGUUGGAAUUCAAAACACUAUGCUCUUUCAGGCUGCAGAAAUAAACAGAGAUGGAGCUCUACAAGUGCUUAUUACACCAACGACUAAAGGUUUUCGCGAUGCACUUCGAAACGAAGGUGUCAUCUUCACUAUGCCACAGUUGGAAGACAGAGGAAAGAAAGAGACCGGAUCUGAAUCGCAAGAUGAUGACUCAGAUGAAGAGGAGGAAAGGGAGCCUGGGGAUGGCUCUGAUGACGAGCACAGUGACAAGCGAGAGUGGCUAGAAAGCAUGGGCCUCGAUAAAGAACAGUUUCCCUUACUUAACCCAAAGACUGUUACACCGCAUCAAAGAAACAACCUCAGAACCAUUGAUCAACAACCAACCUCAACUGUGCUGGUGAAAGGAGCUGAUACACAUGCUCUAUUUAACUUCCUACUCAACUGCAAGAGUUUAACAGCUAAUACAGGACCACAAGCGCAAGUGCCACCAACACUUCUAGCUCCUGUCGCAUUUGACGGUGCUACCUUAAAAAGUCUGAGGGUCAACCAAGGCAUUCUGAAACACCAACAAGCCAAGGGAAUGAAGCAGUUAUACAGUCUGGAGAUUUCUGGAUCCUUACUGCCUGGGUGUAUGUAUGAACUGUGUCACCUAUUGAAGGCCUCUCAAAAUGGGGACUUUAAGGCCACCUUCUCUGCACACCAGCCAUCAGUGGCCUUCAAUGUUGCAACCCUUGAGACAGAGGACAAAAUUUGUACCCCUAGUGGAAGUAACUUAGAGCACAGCAUCACAUGUGGGCAGUGGAAGCACUAUCAGGAAGCAGAACAGUUGAAAGGAACAUUUUUAAAAGAACUUAAUUGCAAAGACAACCUUUUUACAUGGACAACUUGAUUAUGAACAGGGUGCUAAGAGAAAACCUUCCCAAGCAUUUAUGUAAAUUGCACAAGUGUAAAUAUUUUUAAGUUAUUAUAAAAGUUACAGUCAAACUGCAUCAAGUUUUCCUCCCAUAAACAAAGUAAUGAAAUUCAAUAUUGGAAAUUUGACUUAGAAUGAAAUCAACUUUUCAGUACUGUAUUUCAUUUCUUGUUUCUGGAAGGUACCCAGGAUUUUAAUAUUUGAACCUUGCAUUUCAGAUAAAGACAAUAUUUCUUAUGUAAUCCGUCUUAUCAAAAAAUUUGUAAAAACAAUAAAAUCAGUGUACAUUAUUUAUCAUUGCAUUUUUAGCAGGGAUCUCUAGGUUUACUUUGAGGAAGGGUGACCUUCCUAGAAUAUGUUGCCUUGCCCUCUUUAGAAACUUUCAAUUAGGUCAUGUACUUCGUACAUACUCCCCAAUUUUCUGCAAUUUAUUUUAUGCAUUGCAAGGCUCAAGAAAG